AUGGAGAAUCAGGUUGCCGUCCCCCGUAAGCUUUGGGAGCACCCCAACCCGAAGAGCACGUUGAUGUACGAGUUCAUGCAGGACAUCAACCGGAAGAGCGGACAAAGUCUGGAGACGUUCCGCCAGCUCUACGACUACUCCAUCAACCAGCGCUCCGACUUCUGGCACCGCCUCUUCCAGUUCAGCAACUUCAUCUACGGCGGCAGCUACAGCCGCGUGGUGGACGAGGCCGCCACGAUCGACCAGGUGCCCCGGUGGUUCGAGGGCGUGACGCUCAGCUUCGCCGAGAACGUCCUGUACUCGCGGACCGCCGCGGACCCGCAGGGCCACCGCUCCAAGCUGCACAAGGAGGAUGACCGCAUCGCCAUCACCGAGGUCCGCGAGGGCGGGUCCGCGGUGCGCGAGUGCUCGUGGGGGGAGCUCAGGUCCCGCGCCGCGGAGCUGGCGGCCGCAAUGUACCACUCCAAGGGCGUCAGGCAGGGCGACCGCGUCGUCGCCGUCGCGGCCAACAGCGUCGAGACGUUUGUGGUGUGGCUGGCUACCAACUGGCUCGGGGCCAUCUUCUCGAGCAGCUCGACGGAUAUGGGGACCAAGGGGAUACUGCAGCGCAGUGUUCAGGUGAAUCCAAAGCUCAUUUUCGUGGACGACGCGGCUCUGUACAACGGCAAGAUCGUCGACCUCCGCGAAAAAAUGAAAGAAAUUGUCGAGGGGAUGAAGGACUGCGACGCCCUCACGUCGCUCAUCUCCAUUCCUCGCUUCAGCGAGCCGCGGGACAUCAGCUCCGUGCCAAGGGCGGAGACCCUCGCGAGCCUUCUGGCCAGUACCAAGCUACCGGCCCCGGACCUUGUCCGCACGGCCUUCCACGAGCCGUCGCUGAUCUGCUUCUCCUCGGGGACGACCGGGAUGCCCAAGGCCAUCACACACUCCCAGGGCGGGCUGUUGCUGUCGUACUUCAAGGAGGGCCGGCUGCACGAGGGCCAGGGCCCCGAGACGGUCGGGCUGCAGUACACUACCACGGGAUGGAUUAUGUACGUUGCGAACGUGGCCCUUCUGCUGUGGGGCGCGCGGUCCGUGUUCUACGACGGCUCGCCGUUCCAGCCCGAUAUCACCGUUCUCAUCAAGAUCCUGGCCGAGCAGGGCGUGACCAAGUUCGGCACGAGCCCGCGGUGGCUCUUCGAGGUAGCGAAGGCCGGGCUCAGCCCAAGGGAUAUGGUCGACCUUUCCAGGUUGACGUCAGUGAGUUGCACGGGUAUGGUCUUGUCGGACCAGCUGUUUGAGUGGUUCUAUGACAAAGGGUUCCCCAGCCACACUCAGCUGGGAAAUAUCUCGGGCGGCACUGAUCUUGCCGGAUGUUUCGGUAUCAGCAACCCUCUAGAGCCGGUAUACGUCGGGGGGACUCAAGGACCCUCUCUGGGCACCGAUGCGCGUAUCUUCGACUCAACACUCCCGGACGGCCCCGGCAAGGAAGUGCCCCACGGCACGCCCGGGGAGCUCGUAGCAACGAUCGCGUUCCCCAACGUGCCCUGCCGCUUCUGGAACGAUAAGGAGCCGGUGGCGACUCCGGGGUCAAAGUUCCACUCUGCGUACUUUAAUCGAUUCGAUCACGUCUGGGCGCACGGCGAUUUCUGCGUUAUUCACCCGGAUGAGACGGUGAUGCUGUUCCUGCUGAUGAAGCCCGGGCACAGGUUCGACACGGCGCUGGUGAGCGAGGUCAGGGAGGCCAUCGGGAGGGACCUGUCGAAGCGCCACGUGCCGAAGUAUAUAUUUGAGACGCCCGAGAUUCCAACAACUAUCAAUAUGAAGAAGGUGGAGCUUCCAGUCAAACAGAUCGUUUCUGGCCAAAUAAUCAAGCCCAGCGGCACCCUAGCCAACCCACAGAGCCUAGAUUUCUACUAUCAGUUUGCCAAGGUGGAGGAGCUGGUGGGACCUAAGGGCAAGUUGUGA
This is a messenger RNA of Diaporthe citri, 1944 nucleotides long. RefSeq lists its product as uncharacterized. Gene Ontology annotation, molecular function: acetoacetate-CoA ligase activity. NCBI's taxonomy places the organism in Eukaryota, Fungi, Ascomycota, Sordariomycetes, Diaporthales, Diaporthaceae. The coding region runs from base 1 to 1944 and encodes 647 amino acids. Gene Ontology annotation, cellular component: cytosol. The transcript has 8 exons. The record is from RefSeq and is a predicted model, not a curated record.